Molecule: messenger RNA, 711 nt
Organism: Ophidiomyces ophidiicola
Lineage: Eukaryota; Fungi; Ascomycota; Eurotiomycetes; Onygenales; Onygenaceae
Exons: 3
Coding region: 1-711 (236 amino acids)
Biological process (GO): folic acid-containing compound biosynthetic process; tetrahydrofolate interconversion
Cellular component (GO): mitochondrion
Molecular function (GO): 5-formyltetrahydrofolate cyclo-ligase activity
Source: RefSeq, a predicted model, not a curated record
AUGGCGGGCGUGCAAGCUGCUAAGAGAGAGCUGCGCAGCAAGAUCAAAACCGUCUUGUCUGGUCUCUCAGCAGAGGCUAUCAAUAGGCAAUCUUCUACGAUAACAAAAGGCCUUUUGUCGUUACCAGAAUAUCAGGCAGCCAAACGCCUCAGCGUAUAUCUCGCAAUGCCGUCUGGAGAGGCUCAGACGGCAGAGGUCGUUCGAGACGCAUUCAAACAGGGAAAACAGGUGUUCGUGCCGUAUAUAUAUCGGCUGAGCACUGCUGCUCCACAUGAGAGAGCGUCCAUAAUGGAGAUGCUUGCGCUUCAUUCGAUCGAAGAUUACGAGUCUCUACAGCCGGAUAAAUGGGGGAUCCCAUCGCUAGAUGGGAGCACGCUCGCCACAAGAGAAAAUUGCCUGGGGGGACAUGGACUUCUUGGCCGCUCGCCCCCGCCAGGAGAAGCAAAAGACUCUGCUUUGGAUUUAAUAGUUGUGCCUGGUUUAGGUUUUGAUGAAGACUUCGGAAGGCUUGGUCAUGGUAGAGGGUAUUAUGAUCAUUUCAUAGUGAAACUCCGCCACGAGCAGGGCGGCGCAGGCCGAAAGCCUUACCUUGCCGCUCUUACUCUUCAAGAGCAACUGCUUCCUUCAUCAGAACGCGUCCCAGUUGCAGAGCAUGACUACCCAAUGGACGCGCUUGUCGUGGGCGAUGGGAGGACGCUGAAGCGGGCAUAA